Molecule: messenger RNA, 3431 nt
Organism: Rattus rattus (black rat)
Lineage: Eukaryota; Metazoa; Chordata; Mammalia; Rodentia; Muridae
Gene: Diaph3
Product: diaphanous related formin 3
Exons: 22
Coding region: 134-2713 (859 amino acids)
Biological process (GO): actin filament polymerization; actin cytoskeleton organization
Cellular component (GO): cytoplasm; actin filament
Molecular function (GO): actin binding; microtubule binding; small GTPase binding
Source: RefSeq, a predicted model, not a curated record
UUGGGUGCAAAGCUUUGGACACGAGGGACUUGGAUUAUUACUGGACAUUUUGGAAAAACUAAUUAAUGGGCAAAUCCAAGAAAAAGUGGUGAAGAAGACUCAGCACAAAGUCAUCCAGUGUCUGAGAGCCCUGAUGAACACUCAGUAUGGCUUAGAAAGAAUUAUGAGUGACGAGAGGAGUCUUUCCUUGUUGGCGAAAGCCAUGGAUCCCAAGCAACCCAGUAUGAUGGCAGAUGUGGUGAAGCUUCUUUCUGCAGUGUGCAUUGUCGGGGAGGAAAGCAUCCUUGAAGAAGUGUUAGAGGCCUUGACUUCAGCUGGAGAAGAAAGAAGAAUUGACAGAUUUUUUUCCAUUGUGGAAGGCCUCCGGCAUAAUUCAGUGCAACUGCAAGUAGCUUGUAUGCAGCUCAUAAAUGCCCUUGUUACAUCUCCUGAUGAUUUGGACUUCAGGCUUCACCUCAGAAAUGAAUUUAUGCGUUGUGGAUUGAAAGAGAUAUUGCCAAACUUAAAGGGUAUUAAGAAUGAUGGCCUAGAUAUACAACUUAAAGUCUUUGAUGAGCACAAAGAAGAAGAUUUGAGCGAGUUCUCCCAUCGCUUUGAAGACAUUAGAGCUGAAUUUGAUGAAGCAUCUGAUGUUUACAGCGUGGUAUGGGACACAGUUAAGGAAACUAGAGCAGAGGGACAUUUUGUUUCUAUUCUUCAGCAUCUUCUGCUCAUUCGAAAUGAUCGUUUUAUAAGACAACAAUAUUUCAAAUUAAUUGACGAGUGCGUGUCACAGAUUGUAUUGCAUAGAGAUGGAAUGGACCCCGACUUCACAUACAGAAAAAGACUAGAUUUGGACUUAAGUCAGUUUGUAGAUGUUUGCAUAGAUCAGGCAAAACUAGAAGAGUGGGAAGAGAAAGCAUCAGAACAUUGCAAGAAAUUUGAAAAAGAGUGUACUGACCACCAAGAAACCCAGGCUCAAUUGCAGAAAAAAGAGGCAAAGAUUAAUGAGCUUCAAGCAGAGUUGCAAGCUUUUAAAUCCCAGUUUGGUGCCUUGCCACCUGGUACAAAAAUUCCUUUGCAAACUUCGGCAGAAGGUGAACCUGGCCCUUCAGCCUUUCCUCCUGCCCCACCAGCACUGGGUGCAGGAGUGCCGCCUCCCCCACCGCCCCCACCUCCACCACCUCCACCUCUUCCGGGAAUGGCAAUGCCAUUUGGUGGCCCCGUACCACCACCACCUCCCCUGGGAUUUCUUGGUGGGCAAAGCUCUAUUCCAUUAAACCUGCCAUUUGGGUUGAAACCAAAGAAAGAAUUUAAACCUGAAAUCAGCAUGAGAAGAUUGAAUUGGUUAAAGAUCGGACCAAAUGAAAUGUCUGAGAACUGUUUCUGGAUAAAAGUAAACGAAAAUAAGUAUGAAAAUAGGGAUUUGCUUUGUAAACUUGAGAACACAUUUUGUUGCCUAGAAAAAGAGAAAAGGAAUACAAAUGAUUUUGACGAGAAAAAAGUUAUUAAGAAGAGAAUGAAGGAACUUAAAUUUCUAGAUCCUAAAAUUGCUCAGAACCUUUCAAUCUUCUUGAGCUCCUUCCGGGUGCCUUAUGAGAAAAUCAGGACGAUGAUAUUGGAAGUGGAUGAAGCACAGUUGUCAGAGUCUAUGAUUCAGAACUUAAUGAAGCACCUUCCUGAUGAAGAGCAGUUGAAGUCAUUGUCCCAGUUUAGAAGUGACCGUAGCAGUUUAUGUGAACCUGAGCAGUUUGCCGUCGUGAUGAGCAAUGUGAAGAGACUCCGGCCACGGCUCACUGCUAUUCUCUUUAAGCUUCAAUUUGAAGAGCAGGUGAACAACAUCAAACCUGACAUCAUGGCUGUCAGUGCUGCCUGCGAGGAGAUCAAGAAGAGCAAAAGCUUUAGCAAGUUGCUGGAACUUGUGUUGCUAAUGGGAAACUACAUGAAUGCUGGCUCCCGGAAUGCUCAAACCUUCGGAUUUGACCUUAGCUCUCUCUGUAAACUGAAGGACACAAAAUCGGCAGACCAGAAAACAACACUCCUCCAUUUCCUGGUAGACGUCUGUGAAGAAAAGCAUCCAGACAUCCUUCCCUUCGUGGACGAUUUGGCACAUUUAGACAAAGCUAGUCGAGUCUCUGUAGAAAUGCUGGAAAAGAGCUUGAAGCAGAUGGGAAGGCAGCUUCUACAGCUUGAGAAGAAUUUGGAAACCUUUCCCCCUCCUGAGGACUUGCAUGACAAGUUUGUGAUAAAGAUGUCCAGCUUCAUUAUCACUGCGAAAGAGCACUAUGGAAAACUCUCCACGCUACUGGACAACAUGACACAACUGUACCAGAGUGUGAUGAGCUACUAUGCUGUCGACAUGAAGAAGGUUUCUGUGGAAGAGUUUUUUAAUGACCUGAACAAUUUCAGAACUUCAUUUAUGCAAGUAUUAAAGGAAAACAUCCGAAGAAGAGAAGCAGCAGAAAAGGAGAAACGUGCUAGGAUAGCAAGGGAGCGAGCAGAGAAGGAGCGACUGGAACGCCAGCAAGAGAAAAAGCGCUUGCUAGAAAUGAGAACAGAGGGUGAUGAGACAGGAGUGAUGGAUAGUCUGCUAGAGGCCUUGCAGUCAGGGGCUGCCUUCCGCGACAGAAGAAAAAGGACACCAAAGCUGAAAGAUAUUCGGCAGAGUCUCAGUCCAAUGUCUCAGAGGCCUGUUCUCAAAGUUUGUAACCAUGGUAAUAAACUUUAUUCAUAAAUUGCAUGUUAUUCUUACCUGCUUUUAUCCUGUUGGUCUAUGGUUUUUACUGUGCUGCUAUUGAAGUUCUCAGGCUCCAGUUUAACGACGAGAGUAAAGGUGUGUAGAUGUGUAUCUUCGCUCUGAGAUCACGGGCUCUGCUUUUCCAUUCUUGCCUCAUUUCCUUGAAGUUGCUUCUUCAGUUCUUCUAAUUAGGUCGCAAGUGAAUGUUGUGUUACAGUUGUAUUGUUUGAAGUGUUUUCUUUUUUCACAUUUCUGAUCAGAGUUGUCUACUGCAGCAUUUCAGAGCAAUGCAAUUUCCUGGUAACUACUUUAAAGUACUUUCAAGAUACAUGUGAAACAGUGAGACCUGUGUUCAUUUCUCCCCUGCCUUAUUUGUCAGUGCAGUUACAGACAAUUCAACUCUCCCUUUGGAGGAACCAUAAAUACAGAUGAGCCGCAUGGGCCAUUACAAGAGAUGAUGCUACAGUUUUUAAACUGAGUGACUUCUCUUCAUCUCUAAUAUUGACCAAGGAGUUGAAUUUUCUAAAAGAUCCUGUAAUGUCACCUGCCUUGUCUGUGAGUCUGUCUUACAAGCGUCUUCUCUUACUCAUUUGGUGUCCGUUCUGUCAAGUUCUCUGUUCUUGGACUCUGCUUCCACACCGUGUUCACCGUUUGUGAAUCCAUUGAUUCACAGGGAGGUUGUUAUCAAAGUUGGCUGUAUUUAACAGAAAACCAA